CUGCUAAAGUGAGCUGUUUUGUUUAAAACAUACUAAUUCAAAAAAUUAAAUAUACUGAUUCACAUGUAAUGAGCCGGGAAGUUUGUCUACACUCACGUAAGUAAGGAAACCCUAAUAUUCAUCUGGUCUCAGAAGCUCAGAAAGGUUAAGCCUGUUUAGGACUUGUAUAGGAAAGUGCAGAAGAUUUAAAUUGAGUUUCCACUGUGGCUGCAUCAGGCUGCCCUUAAGCCCAACAUUUGAAAGAAGCAUGAGAACAACAAGCUGUGGACUUAGAGUCCAUGUCAAUCCUGGAAAUGACAAUUUUAUUUAAUCACCAUCUGGACUUCAGCUCUCUCAGACAGAUGCCUCAGAGCAAGAUGAUUCCCAAGAAUCAUAAGAGAGAAGCACAAAUCCCUCUGGGCCUCUCCUUUCUACAGUCUCAGCCCUGGAGCUAAUUACGUGCUGGAGCAGCUCAGGUCUCAGAGCAUCCAGCCAGCAAUCUCAGGAGGCCUCCACUCAACAAAUCCCCUCUCCUGGCUGGAUUCAGGUGACUGCACCUCUCUGUGGAUGGAACCCUACAUCCUGGAAGGAAGCUGCCUCCCUGACCCAGGACCCAGCCUUCCCACUGCUGGCUUCCCGCUCUCUUCACAGUCAAGGUGUGCUUCCUUCACCCUGACUGAUCAACUGCAAAUUGCAUGUGAGCUGUGACAACCCUCCGUCUAGAGAGGAAGAGAGAGAGGAUCGCUCGGGAGCUCACUAAGCACAGCAGGGCCCUUGCACUGGGCUGUAGGAAGCAGUAUUUGGGCCAUCACAGUACAGCUUCUCUCCAGCCACAUUGAUUCUCACGUGCUAUGCCAUAUAUUAAAGACAGAUGCCAUGGAAAGGGAAAACAUGAGUUUUCCCAACACUUUUGUCCUGCUGGGCUUCUCAGAGUUUCCGUGGCUGGAGAGGCCCCUCUCUGCAGUGGUCCUCCUCUCCUACCUCCUCACCCUGGUGGGGAACAGCUCCAUCAUCCUCCUCUCCCUGGUGGACCCCAGACUCCAGACACCCAUGUACUUCUUCCUGGACAACCUCUCUCUGCUGGACCUUGGUCUCACCAGCACCACUGUGCCCCAGCUGCUGGCCAACCUGUGGGGGCUAGACAAGGCAAUUGCUGCCUGGGGCUGCAUCACACAGGCCUAUAUUUUCAGCUGGAUGGGCACCACUGAAUGCAUCCUACUGGCCAUGAUGGCCAUUGAUCGCUAUGUGGCCAUCUGCCGGCCCCUCCAGUACACUCUCAUCAUGCGUUCCUGGGUUUAUGUGAGGAUGGCAGCUGCCUCCUGGUCUGGUGGCCUGGCCAGUUCUCUGCUCCAAGCCACAAUGACCCUCCAGCUCCCCCUCUGUGGACACCACACCCUGGACCACUUCUUCUGUGAGGUGCCUGUGCUCAUCGAGCUGGCCUGUGGGGACACCACUGCUAAUGUCCUAGCCCUGACUGUACUAGACAUCUCCUUUGGAAUGAUGCCCGCCCUGCUGGUGGUCAUCUCCUACACCUUCAUUGCCAGGGCUAUACUGAAACUGCCUUCAGCUGAAGGAAGGCACAAGGCACUCAGCACCUGCAGUUCCCACUUGGUGGUGGUCACCAUGUACUUUGGACCAGGCCUCUCCAUGUACCUCUGUCCACCAGCUGAGAGUUCCCAGGCCAAGUUCUUGUCCUUCUUCUACUGCAUCAUCACCCCAGUGCUCAACCCACUUAUCUACACCCUGAGAAACAAGGAUGUGCAGACAGCAUGGAAGAAGAUCCUGCAAUCCCAGGGUCUGGUGAUGGCUUGGAAAGCCAGGUCUCUGCCUGUCUAAGCAAUUACAUACAUACGUUGAUGAACACAGGCAUAUUAUGUCUACUUUUCCAAGUAAGCAUCUAUGAAUUCCCCCUAAGUGUCCCCACUUCUCAAGGUCAACCACGUUACUAAUUAUAAAGUAAAACUCUUUGGAGUGAAAUGUUCUAUUUUCUUCAGUCUUACAGAUGCCACAAUCCUUUAUGUAACCCUUCCAGAAAUGUCAGGCCUCCAUUAACAGAAUAAGCAGCAUGGUCCAUACAUUUUCAGGCUUGUGAGAAACACCAUGUGUUACAUUUUUUCUGUCUUUCUUUCACUUCUUUCUCUUUGUCACAAUUAUUGCUACAUACUAAUUUUAUACAAUAAUGUGUUUCAUUAUGACAUUUGUCGACAUGCCUGUAAUAUGCUUUGAUCAUAUCCAUACUCCUAUUCCCCUCUCUAAUUCUCCUCUGGAGCUCUUUGCCUUCCCUAAUGUCUUUGCUCUUUUAUCAUGUUAUCUUCCCCACAUACACAUAGCCAGAUCCCAUAUAUUGUAGCAAUAGAAUCAUGUCCUCUGCAAACAGGGAUAAUUUGAUGUUUUCAUUUCCUCUUUCUAUCCCUUUUAUUUCUUUCUCUUGUGAAAUUACUCAGGCCAAAUUUUCCAGUACAAUAUUGAAUAAGAGCUAUUGUAAUCCAGCAUGGACAAUGUAUCUAAGUGUGUAACUUCAUUUAAUAUAAUUUUCUUAUGUGUUUAGAUAUGUGUGGCCUAUUGGUCUA
Molecule: messenger RNA, 2549 nt
Organism: Heterocephalus glaber (naked mole-rat)
Lineage: Eukaryota; Metazoa; Chordata; Mammalia; Rodentia; Bathyergidae
Product: olfactory receptor 2C1-like
Biological process (GO): G protein-coupled receptor signaling pathway
Cellular component (GO): membrane
Molecular function (GO): G protein-coupled receptor activity; olfactory receptor activity
Source: RefSeq, a predicted model, not a curated record